Molecule: messenger RNA, 4201 nt
Organism: Paralichthys olivaceus (Japanese flounder)
Lineage: Eukaryota; Metazoa; Chordata; Actinopteri; Pleuronectiformes; Paralichthyidae
Source: RefSeq, a predicted model, not a curated record
UAACAUGAGUGGUGGAUGUGAUGUUAGCUGGUUAGCCGUUGAGCUCAAGAGCAGCUAGUUUAAUCCUCAGCUCAGGCUAACACCAGGUGGACGGUUACCAACACUUGAGCUCAGAACACUGGAUUUUAUUCAUCUACAGACAACAAGAGGCUUUUUUUGAUGGGGAAAAAACUUGUUGCACAGAUGACACCAGAACAACUGCUGAAGUUUCCGGUAUGGAUGGACUUCCUCCUUCCACCACACACAGAUCAGUAAUUAGACAACUUGACCUGCCAGCCACACAACCAUCAGGACGACUGUGUCUCCAUAAUAAGAUGAUGGACGUCCAUUUACUUCAACAGGAAUAUUGAGUUCACGGCCGCAGCAGUCUAAUUGCCUGGGAGGUUCUCAGCGGGAGUGUGGCAGGCCCCUGGCAUUCCCUCCCCUGGCAAAGCUCUGCGCCAGUGCUGCCGCAGUGCCAGCUCACCCAGCAUUCACACGAGGGGUCUCAUAACCCAGAAGAAACCCCCAUGAUGGGCACUCCCCACUGGAAACGGAUGGGAAACCCCAGGGAAGCAGCAGAGGGGUUGGAAAGAGACAGAGAAGGAGAAAUAGGAUGAGAGUCGUGGAAUUGACCCGGGAACCUGCUGCUCAAGGUGCAUGCACUGAUAUGUGGGCUCGAAUCGGAGAGGAGCCAAUACAAGCGGAGGGGAGGCGUGUCCUCGCUCUUCCCCAAGACCUCCCAGAGCAGGUUGUUGCGUUUUAGCUCUAAAGCCUGGAGACCUCCGAAGUGCUCGUCAGUUUUCGAAGUCGGAGCCAUGGCGACAACAGCUCAGUAUAUUCCGAGGAAUAACUCCUUACCGUCUAACCCGCUCAUGCAUCCGGAUUCGGACAGGAUGCACCAGGGGACGACCUACAGAGAGGUGCAGAAAAUGAUGCACCACGAGUACUUGCAGGGGCUCGCGGCUACCAACACGGGACACCCGAUGAGCCUGACGCACCACCAGUGGCUGCCCACCUCCAACACCGACUGGUCCAGCGGCACCCACAUCGGACAGCAGGAGCACAAAGCCAGCGUGCAGGCGAGCCGAGAGGACCUGAGCAGCGGCUUCCACCACAGAUCUCACCUGGUGCACCAGCAGACGCAGAGUAGCCACCAUGGUUCGUGGGCGCCCACCACGACGCACCACUUGUCCCCGCUGUCCCCAGCAUCCAACGGCCACCAGUCCCUGGUCUACUCGCAGCCUGGAUACACAAACCUCAACGCGAUGUUGAGUCCCCAGCCCGGCUCCCUGCACCAUGGCAUGCGGGACCCGCUCCACGACGACUCGGGCAGCCACGACAACCAGAUGGAGUCGCCCCAGCAGGCGUUCAGCCACCACCAGGACCACUCGGACGAGGACGCGCCCAGCUCCGACGACCUGGAGCAGUUCGCCAAGCAGUUCAAGCAGCGGCGGAUCAAACUGGGCUUUACGCAGGCGGACGUGGGCUUGGCCUUGGGCACCCUGUAUGGAAACGUCUUUUCUCAGACCACUAUCUGCAGGUUUGAGGCGCUGCAGCUCAGCUUCAAGAACAUGUGCAAACUUAAGCCGCUCCUAAACAAGUGGCUGGAGGAGACAGACUCGAACACCGGCAGUCCCACCAAUUUGGACAAGAUUGCUGCGCAGGGCAGGAAACGAAAGAAGAGGACCUCCAUUGAAGUGGGGGUGAAAGGGGCGCUGGAGAAUCAUUUCUUAAAAUGCCCAAAGCCAUCUGCUCAUGAAAUCAGCACUUUAGCCGGCACUCUGCAGUUGGAAAAAGAGGUUGUCCGCGUUUGGUUUUGCAACAGAAGACAAAAAGAGAAAAGAAUGACACCAGUGGGGGUCCCUCACCCGAAUAUGGAGGACGUAUAUUCCCAAGCAGAGACCCCUCCUCUACACCGCACACUACAGAGUCCUGUGCAGUGACUAUUUUCAUGAACAAUCCGAGCAUUUCCGCGGGGGGAUAGAAAAGAGAAAAAAAAAAAAGGGGACUAUGGAGUUUACAGUAUUUAAGUUUGGCUUUUUGUUUUCCAGGGAGAAAAAGAGACAUGGAAAAGUUGAACAGAUGAGUUUUAUUUUUAUUUUUUUGUUUUUUGCCCUUAGUAUUUGGAGAUCGUCAUUUCCAACAAAUAGAUGACGAGAAAGAAAUGUUAAGAAAAUAAUCAUGGGGGAAAAAAAGAGAAAAAAAAAAGUUCGCUUUUAUUGAUUCUGUGCGCAUUUAAACAAAGAUCUUUAUUUACCAAAAUUAUAUGGAGGUGACGAGUAAAAUUUGAUCCCAUGGCUGUUUCGUGAAAUGUGUCAACUGAGGCCAUCUGUGUAAAAUGAACUCACCACAGCGACGUGGUUUCCUGAAAAACCAUCAACACUGGAGCUGAAAACACUGAAUGAACACGUUUUGCUUUUUCAGCCUCAAAACUGAUUAACCAGAUUUCUGAAUAUCGGUGUAUACUUUCUUUGUUAUAUGAAGUGUGAUGUUUUUUUUUCUGUUGUUGCUUUGGAGAUAUGUUUUAACCUCUUUCUGCAGAACUGUCUGUCACUUCUGUCUUGAUUUGCUGUGACUCGUCAGAGCAGCUUCUUUUAAUAUUUGUUCUGUUUACUCAGCUGAUGGAGGAGCAGUGGUAGAAAUCGUGGCACCCGAACAAAAAAAAAAAGAGAAAAGACUCACACUUUAAUGUAUUUCAGAAAAAUGUCCAGUGCAACAGGACGUCUAAGUUCUGACUGCAUGCCUUAAAAAAAUAAUAUUUAAAGCUUUGCAGCUCAUCACGUCGAAAUUUGCAAAACAAGCACCAGACGCUAAAAAAAGGGGCAACAGGCAUUUCUUGUUUUCUUUGAGGGUUGUGUCAUUGUUUUCUUUGCAUGGAGCACUUAUUCUUCUUUUGUUAAUAUUAUUAUUGCAAUUUAAUUUCUUUGCGUUCGUUGAUAAAAUAGUGUGUGGAGCUUAAACCCAAUAAAAGCCCAGCAUGUUUACAGGUCCCUGGCUGUCACCACAGAGCGCACACUGCUCACUGCCUCCUCAACCCUGUUGUUUCCAGACAUUUCAACAGAGAUUGGUCACAUACGAAAUGAAAAGUAAUAAUAACUCAGGUAACUUCAGUGCCCCCACGUCGGAAUAUCACGCCUGUACAUGAAUUAUGUUCCUCUGUGGUUUCUUUAUUUUUAAAAUAUAUGUUUUAAUCUGGUUACUACCACACCGUUUUUCCUUUGUCCCAUAUAGUCAUUGUAUUAUAAUAAAACGCUGGAUUCGGAGUUAAGAAAAUAAUAAUAAUAAUAAUAAUAAUUCCUAAAGGGAAAGCGAUGAAGGGACGUACUUUCGAUAUAUUUAUUUUUUCUUCUGUCCUGAAAGGAAAUCUGAAAAAUCUCAUGCGUUGUGUGUCAUUUCUCAAUGUUGGACCAGUCCAAAAAGCCUACAGCAGUGCUACUCAAUACAAGAUGAGGGAAACUUUUUUUUUCCAAGAAAAAAUAAUAAUAAUAAUGAAAAAAAAAAAGAUUUUAGAGAAAAUGUUGCCAGGAUUAUUUCCAAUAUGUAAAUAUGUCCAAUAUGUAAACUUGUAUUUGUUCUGAGAUAUGGUUUUUGUUUUGUUUUGUUUCUUUCCGGGCAGUUUUGUACACUUACUAAUUCCAAGAAGAUAUUUUAAUAUGAUUUCAUUUAUGAAUCUGACCAUUUAUAUAUAUAUAUAUUUAUUUCUUAAACGUGUUUGGAGCUUUUUUGUUCAGCUCUGUUAAUGGUUAUGUUGCAGUGGACUUCAGUAUGUUCUUAUUUUCCUUUUUGUUUACUACAUUGGUUGUAUGUUGAUUGCUAAAUGUAGACUGCAAAGUCACAUUUAUAUUUAUGUUAUAGUAAUAUUUUAUUACUUACAUAAAACAUAUAUACAAGAAAUGGUCUUUUGUCUUCAUUAAGAUCCAAACCCGCUCGUCCUGCAGUGUGUUGCUGUGUGUGUGUGUGUGUUUGUGGCAUCAGCAGCAGCACACACACAGGAUGAAGAUGAUGAAGAUGAUGAUGAUGAUAAAUGGUGUUCAGUGAGCGCACCGUGUGUUCAGUGGAAAUAGCAGUGGUUCGUUAUGUAACAGGGGGUCGUUUCAAAUCAGAAGCUGUGUACAUGUGCUGUUAAGGGGAGUAGACAACAGUAUUUUACCUCAGGCUAAGUUCACACAGUCUCUGACGUUGUUCACAUCUUUGUGUAAUCGCAGUAUUAAAUUGUGCA